Molecule: messenger RNA, 8766 nt
Organism: Paramuricea clavata
Lineage: Eukaryota; Metazoa; Cnidaria; Anthozoa; Malacalcyonacea; Plexauridae
Source: the annotation of a GenBank genome assembly
GAUCAGUAAUGGCUAGCACUUCCAGUACAACCCCCGUAUCAAACGAAGAACGAAGAUGGGUUGUCAUUGGUGUAUGUUUGACCAAAGUGCUCACUUCUGCAUUGAGAAAUGUUCUUGCAACCGAAAUGCCAAAGUGGCAUCAACUUUUAUGUCAACCACCGACCGAAAUCGACAAACAAGUGUUUGGUGGACACCAGAAAAAGUUACACCCAUCAACUUUGAACCUCAACUAUAAAAGUAUCAACAACAAUGAUGUCAUUGGACCACCUAGCGCAUUUGAUUAUGCAGUUAAGGAUCCAUUGUCUUUGGCAAAGUUGUUUGUUAAACCAUUCAUGUCCAAGUUCACUGGCUUUGACGUAACAAUGGAUACGUCUGCAGUCUUAUCAGUGAUCUGUGAAGCUGCCCCAUUUGUAGGAGCUGCUGCUCAUGCAAAGACAGUUCGAUCAGAUAUCAGAAACGAGUGGGCACAUUGCAACUUUGCAGAAUGGACUGACGCAAAAUUUAAAGCUGCUUUUCAAAAUAUGGAAAUUUUACUGAAGAAUGUGAAUCUCCCACCUAAUGAUGAACAGAAAUUGUGUGAUGAACUCAAUAGCUGGAAAAUUAAAGGUAAUGAAAUUUUAUAUCCAUAGACAUGGGAGGAUUCUAGAUUUUGACAAAUUCAGAGUAUCCAAGUAGAUAGUAUAGCAUCUAUCUCGGUAUCUAACAUUGGUUUCAGCAUCCCAGAUUUGCUUAAUUUAUUUGUAUUAAUUGUACACAGUGUUGUAAAAAUUACCAAAAAACGUAAUGGAUAGAAAUUACAAUUCCUUCUUCGAAAAGGUAAUUAUUACAAAUUACUUUCGUUCAAAAGUAAGUAACCCAUUAAGGGCCAGCGCUCUCCCCUUGACGAGUAAAAUCGUCUGGCGUUAGACAGAGUAAAAUACUAAAGUAAGGUGCAUCAGGGUACAUCGCCACUCAAUGGGUUAAUUAAUUACGAAUUACUGUAAGUACCUGUUAAAAAGUAAUUGAUUACUAAUUACUUGCGCGCGAGAUUACUUUUUACUUAGACGCGCUAAUAAGGUUGAACUGCUAUAAUAUCAAAAUGCACCUACUGUGAGGAACAUACAACUGCGUUGAAUUUCGUACUUAAUUUGAAUAGGGCAAUCUCGAUGCAGUCGCAUAACCACUUAACCCUCCACAGACAUUCAACUUCAAUGCCAUUUCCUUCUGAAAUUUACUGAUAUAUAUAGUAAGGUUGGAAAAAAUUAAAAAAGCACGCAGAAGUAACGCAAAUUACUUUCUUCAAAAUGCUACUCGUUACCUUAAAAAAGUAAUUAAUUACUUUGCUACAACAGGUAAUUAAUUACCGAAAAAUUACUCAAAAAGUAUUUAGUAAUUAGUAACGCGUUAUUUUAAUAAGGAAUAUUUAGGCGACACUGAUUGUAGGCUACAAUUCCAUAAAAGCAUUGCACUGAUUGUAGAAUUCCAUAAAAACUUAGCAUUGAGUAGCACCAAAGUUGCUUCUCUGUUUGCAUAACCAUGCAUUUAUGUGUUCAUUCCUCAUUUAUUUGAGUCCGCCACUUUAAAAACAAAGAUCGAAGAUUGAGAUAUAUUAAGAGAAUUGAAAAACACUUUUUGAGAUUGAGUUUUAUAAAACCAAUACUAAAAGAUGUGCCGUAACAGAAACUAAUGAAUAAUUGAUGCUAAACAUCAUCAUUGUGUACUUGCAGGGACCGCAGAAGGGGGGAGGCGGGGAGGGGGGGCAUGACCCCCUACUUUUUCGGUGGAUAAAGAAGUUACCGGAUAAAAUCCAGCCUGCCUGCGCGACAUAUAGCUCCCGUGCUUGCUGCCCCCCCCCCCGCCAAACCCCCCCCAAAAAAAAACACCUUUCAAACAGACUCUGCCGUCCCUGGCAUGUAAGAAUGAUUUUCUUAACAUAACUAAGAUUGCAACUUUAUUACAGGAUUUCAGUUGUGUUUUGGUCAAGCUGUCGACAAUGAAAUCUUGACUUUACUCAGAAGUGAAGUAGAUGAACUUUUUGAAACUGUUCAGACAUGGAGUUCAGAAAAAGAACAGGUUUGAAAAUUAUUUCAUUUCCCAUUGCAGGUGUAAGCUGAGACAUUUAUUUGGUACAAAAUAUUAAAAAAUUAUUUACUUUACUGAAGGAUUAAAAUCCUCAGCCACUAAAACCCUUAAAACCAACAAAGUAACACACAACUUUAUAGACGGCCGGCCAAGUCAUCAAUUUGUACAACUGGAUGGCAACUUUAUGUUAGAAGUUGGUAACAGGCAUUUUCUUAUAGUUCAAGCCUUGGUGAACAAGACUAUAUGUGUUACCACUUCUGAUUUUUGCUUUAUAGCCAAAAAUUUGAGAAUUUUUAAAUUUUGCCUAUUAAAUUACUAUGAUAGGAAAAAAUGUAAAAUUUCAUGUUCUCUUAUACGAAAAAUAAGCUAUACCACUAGAAAGAGCGUAAAAAACUAUAUAUAAAAAAAUUAAGUGAGUUCUACAUUUUCCCAAUCCUAUUUCGAAUUUUUAAUGUUAAAAAAUGCAGAAAUUACCAAAUUAAUGCUAAUUAGUACCCAUUUUGCCAACUUUAACCAUCUUUAAUUCAAAAUCGGCUUGAAAAUCGCACUAGUCGCUUAAUUAUCUUAUAUAUAGUUUUUUGCGCUCUUUCUAGUGGUAUAGUUUAUUUUUUGUAUAAGAGAACAUGAAAUUUUACAUUUUUUGCCAUCAUAGUAAUUUAAUAGGCAAAAUUUUAAAAUUCUCAAUUUUUUUGCUAUAAAGCGAAAAUCAGAAGUGGUAACACACACAGUCUUAUUCACCAAGGCUUGAACUAUAAGAAAAUGCCUGUUACCAGCUUCUAACAUAAAGUUGCCAUCAAACUCUUUUUAGAGGCACUUUUUGCCACCUUGGCAAAAUGUUAUUAAAACAAUAAUCAGACCAAAAUGCACAUUAAUUGAAUACGUUUUGUUCCAUUGCAAUGUUUGGUAUUCGUUGAAUUCCAUCCGUCAAAACCUUAAUCGUAUAGUAAUUGUAGCUCAAUAAACUAUAAUUUUCAUAUUGAGAAUGAUGGAAUUAAAUUCAAAUACAUAAUUCGUGCGAAGCAAAAUGGCAGCCUGUCACGUCGUGAAUGGAAAAUUCCAUCUUUCACCGAAUGAAAAUAUGUUUACUCACAUUUGAAUCAUUAUUUGUAUACUAACUUAUUUGUUAUUUGCUUUGGCAAAAGAAUAUUGAACUUCCAACUGAAUCAACUGUACAAAUAAUGGGAGGGGGCACUUUUACAUUUAGAAAAUUGAAGUGUUUUUCCUUGGCGCGUGCCUUUCCUCCAAAUUUACAAAAAAGGACGCGUGAAUUAAACAAGUAAUAUAUUAUUAGCACCAAUGAAGAUCUGGCCGACGAUGGAAGACGCGAUUCAAACCUUUUACAGAAUAAACACUUCUAAAAAAAGGUGUCCUUUUCCACAAACCUAAACUUCCGGAUAGUUUCUUCCCUGUGUGGAGAAACGACGUCAAAAUCAAUAUUUGACAAAGCGUCGAUACUUAGUAUGGGUAAUGAUAAUGCAGUACUUAACGCUUAAAGUCGAUAUUAAAUAAUAAAGUUGCUUUGUCGAUUAUGAUAAUUAUUCACGACGUCACCCAUGACUUGGUAUAUAGCCCAUCAACCCCUUCCUUUCAAAAAUUAGCUUUAAUAAUUUUAUAAUGCUAUUAUAUAUUAUUAAUAUAGUGAAUUAGAAUGUGUGAUUUUGUAUGGAGCGGCCCUAAGCAAUGCAUCUAACUGAUAUGACUUAGAAUGCAAUGACAUUUGCGUUAUUUCAGCAUAUAGGUAUUACACCUCGGUGGAAAAAUUCUGCAUACGGCCCUGAACAGAUGUACGAAUGUGUCUUGUAUAAUACAGGUAUAUCAAAUCUGAAAAGUCAGAUUUGACACAAAGCCUUAAAUUCACAAAUGAAUCAGUAUUUUAAAAGCAAUUUAAGUGUUGAAUUGACGCAUUUUUCUGCUAAUUAAGAUCGCAUCCAGUUGCCGUCACAGUUGUGAUUUCCUUCAGUUUACCGUUCAUUUAUUAUUGAUGAAUUUGAGAUAAAAGCAAUUGAAAUUUAGCAACAAUUAAUCGAUGUACAAUAUUUAUCGUUUUACAGAUGACUACACUACGUUCCAGUAUCAGCGAGAUACAGUCAAAUUUGAAUAGGGAAAUGGGCAAUCUGCGUACGAGAGUAGAAAAAGCUGAGAUGCAGGGAACUACUAAUUCUUUGGGAAUAAAGAGAUGUGCUGCUCAGAUAGAUAAUAAUAGUAAAAAAAUAAAGCUUCUUCAUGACGAGCGUACCAAUGAACUGUCCAGAUGUUACGUUAAAGAAGAGGAGAAAAUUCCCUAUGUCUUCACUGCACCCCCGAGAAAUCGCUACUUCGCUGGUCGAACAGGAGAAAUCCAGGAGUUUAAACGUAUUCUGGAAGUCGAGGAAACGUUGAACGAAAAGAAAGUUCGCGUUGCAGCAGUAUGUGGUUUGGGAGGAAUUGGUAAAACAAGCUUAGUUUCCGAGUAUGCUCAUCAGAUGAAGGAUUUCUAUAAGGGAGGUGUUUAUUGGUUCUCAGCUGAAGAUGAUGCGCAUCUUUGCAAAACAGUGAACGCCAUCGCAGUAAAAAUUGGUGCAUUACUCAAUUCAUUUGAUUUAACGUUGCCAAAUAUCCUGAAAAAGAUUAGCACUGUAUAUGAUCCAUGUCUUAUUGUACUCGACUGCUUGGAUCAACCUGAUCUUUCGUCUAAUAUGAUGGAAUUCCUUUCCUUUCCUCCAAAAGAGAAUUUCUUUGGGCAUUUUAUCUUGCUCACAAGACGAAACCCGAAACGACUUGUUAAUGACGUUUCAGUUUUUGAAGAGAAGUUUUGUCUUCAACUCGAAUGUUUGCAGUCUGAAGAAGCGAAGCAAUUUCUUUUUUCAAGAACUAUGGUAGCACGUGAUGAAAAUGAAAAUGCUGAGAGUGUCGCAGAAUGUCUUUGUGAGAAGCUGGGGAGACUGCCACUUGCUUUGGAACAAGCAGGAGCAUAUAUUCAAAUGCUGGGUUGCAGUUUGUCUUUAUACCUUGAGCAAUAUGAGGCUCAACGCUUGCGACUGUUAAGUCUGCAACCAGCACGUCCUGUCGCACCUGGUAACGAGUCAACUCAUCGUCUCGCCGUUCACACGACAUGGCGUAUCAAUAUAGAGUAUAUUGAGAAGAGCACAAAUGGUCAGGCUGCUGUUCGAUUUAUGAAUGCUUGUUCUUUUUUCGAUGAAAAAGAGAUCCAGAAAGAAUUGGUCAACGUUGGAGCACCCGAAGUGGAAGACGUCACGUAUCGUAAAUGUGUGUCGUCGCCAUUAGGUUCCCGUCAGGUUCUAAAAUUGCUGACUGACUUUUCACUUUUCACGCAUGUCGAAGCGGGCUGUGUCGCCACCCAUCGUUUGGUCCAGGAACUAGUAUGGGAAAAUCUUGAUCCUAAAUCGAAAGCAGAGAGUUUCAUCGAUGCUGUGCGCAUGCUUUCUUACGCAUUCUCUAAAUGUCCUUCACCCAGUAAUCAUGCUAGUUUAGAUGAAAGGAAUGGCGAAGAACAAGACAUAUCGUUCUCUGGUAUACCAAAUAGUCCUUCUCACUUUUAUAUUUGGUCUAAGUUUUGUAUGCAUGGCCAUCGUCUUCGUAGAAAUGUCGAAGAUUUGUUGGUAAGUCUUGACUCUGUUUGUCUAGACUCGGUGUGGUUUCCUGAAACAGCUAAAAUUCUUUACGAAUGUGCGGUUCAUUUGAGUGCAAAUCACCAGCAGGAAGAAGCAAAGCGCACUUUGAACUUUGCUUACCGUAUAUUAGACUGGCUUCCUUUAGCAGGGUAUGAAACGGUUGAAAAGAAUGUUUCUGAUGAUUUCCUCUUUCCACUUCCAAUCCCUUUACCGGAACUAUUCCAGAUGAUGAUUCCACGAUUUUGCAUACCAACGUUUAUUUUCCUUGAAUCUCUGACUGAAAAGCCUACUCCUGAUGCUAGUGACCUUGCUCCUGAGGCUAGUAACCUUGCUCCUAAUGCUAGUGACCUUGCUCCUGAGGCCAGUGACCUUGUUCCUAAUGCUUGUGACCUUGCUCCUGUGGCUAGUGACCUUGCUCCUGAGCCUAGUGACCUUGCUCCUGAUGCUAGUGACCUAGCUCCUGAUGCUAGUGACCUUGCUCCUGAUGCUAUUGACCUUGAUUUAGAUAAGAAGAUAGAUAAAUUUGAAUUGGAUGGAAACAAGGCUUUUAAAGAAGGUUUCUUCGAAGAAGCAUUAGAUGCGUAUUCUUCUACAAUAAAUUUUGCUCAAGGUUGCAACAAACCGUUCGAUCCCUUGUUACUUACUAACCGUUCAAUGGUUUACAUAAAAUUGGAGCAAUGCGAAAAUGCUUUAAAAGAUGCGAAUGAUUACAUAUCGCGCCGUCCAUAUUGCUGGAGGGGUUAUGCUUUGAAAGCUCUGGCACUUGAUGGCUUGAAUAAGAAAGUCAGUGCCGACCUGGAUGAUAAAGCCAGUGCUGAAAUAGCAGCCGCUGUAGCUUUUUAUCACAAUAGGAGAAUUUUUACUGAUUUCCCUAUUUUCGUGGAAUCUUUUCCGGACUUGCAAAGACGCAUUUUUAUAUGCGAUAGUGUGGAUGAACUGUUCGAUGCGAUGUUUUCGCAGGAAGUAGAAACGGGUUUGUUGAAGAUUUUGGUUUUGGGAUCGGAAGAAUAUAUCCUAAAUUGUUCUGACAAACCUUGGAACAACUGUAUUCUAGUUGGCACAAGAAAAAAUUGUUGUGUUUCUUUGAAGUCAAACUAUAACAUUUCCUUGUUGAAGUGCAUGCUUACAAAUUUGUCAUUCAGUUUUAAUAAUAAAUGUAAGUUGCAUUGUUUACCUGAUUCGUUCGUCAAGAUCUUUAACUGUAUCUUUACUUCUUGUGAUCAUGAUGAUGAUGAUGAUGAUGAUGAUGAUGAUGAUGAUGCAGAAACUAUAAAAACUGAAGGGGCAUUCAAUGCAGAACAAUGCAGUUUUACAAGAAGUCCACUACUAUGUGAUAACCAAAGUCGUGCAGUUGUUCAUGAUUGUUCGUUUUGUAACAAUACGUAUCGUGGGUUAUUGUUGCACGGAGGGACGUUGAGAAUAGAAAACAGUCGCAUAUAUAAUAAUGGCGAUAAUGGGUUGUUUGUUAAAGAAGGAGAGUGUGUUGCGGUUAAAUGUGAUAUUCACGACAAUGGUAGGAAUGGAAUCGAAGCCGACAUGGGCAAGGGAAAUGUCACGCUGAUACGUAAUAGUGUUUAUAACAAUGAUAGGAAUGGAAUAGAGAUAGGCUCAUAUGGGCGUAUUGAAGGUGUGUUUGAUGUCAGAGAGAACAAAUUGUAUGAUAAUGGCAUUUGGGGAAUUAAGGAGAGCGGUUAUGCGGGCAAUAUAUCGAAGAAUAACAUUUUUCGCAACAAGAAUGGGGGAGUUUGUACAAACAAUGAUUCAGACAAUAAUUCAGACAAUGAUUCAGACAAUGAUUCAAAAAAAUAUUCUCCAGUUGUCGGGGAACGGAAUAAAAUUUAUCAUAAUGGUGGUCCAGGUCUUGUGGUGGAAGGUGAAAUUAUUAAAGUCGCAGAAUCGGGGUAUUCAAAUUCUUCCAGUUCCUUUCAAUCUGCCAAAAUCCAGAAUAACGAAAUGCACCAUAACGUAGAAAAUGAAAACGAUAUUAAGUUGAAUUUUUCCGUCCCAUAUUGCUCGUAUUGUCGUGUGAAGUGCAAACCGACAAUGUGCGAAAAGUGCUUUACCACUGCGUAUUGCAGCGAAUCUUGCCAAAAACAACAUUAUUCGAAGCAUAAGGAAAUUUGCAAAGUUUUACGUGAGAAGUCAAGCUAUUUGACAACUAAUGCGAAAGCGGACGUGGCCAGUAUGAGAAUUGACAAUCCAGAAGAAAGUCAUCAUAAUUUAGAACGUCUACAACGAUAUUUCAUUCCAACGCUCGCUUCCCCAUCACGAGAUGAUGUAAGGUUUGUUGCAAAAGUGCACAAUGCAUACGACUUUCGCGAAGUCCUUCUGUACGACCGUGAGCAGGAAUUUGCCGUGCGAUUUUAUUCCAAAGUUAUUUCACAACUUCUAAAAGAGUUCGGUGUGCUAUGUAGAUCGCCCAAUCUUAAGAAAAAGCUUUUCUUUCGCUGCCUUUGUGAAGACAACGGCCAGCUUCGACUAUUCACAAAUGAGUUUGCUGAAUUUCAAAACUGGUGAAACCAUAUAAUAUUUAGUACUGCCAUGUGAAAGAAUGACUACUUGAACGUUUCUUGAGUGGAAACAUUCGGUUCAUCCGACUUUACCAAGAGAAAUCAGUAACUGCAAAAAUCCAUUGCAGUAGCUGCAAAAAUGUGACUAAUUUCUAUUAUGAGGACUUGGUAUUCAAUUCCAUUUGCUCCACGUUUUGGAGAACAGCCUUUUGACUAUUAAAUAUAUCAACGUGUCUGGCAUGAGACAUAGCAAUUGUUUAUUAUAGUGGUUAGUUUAGCUUGUGGCCGCAACAUACGGCUGGAACAUACGGCUAGAUCCAGUCCCAAUGGGACUUUGAAAGGUCGCAUUACGUGAUUUAAAUGCUGUAAAUAUAACUUACAAUUUUAAAGACGACAACUUAGAAAGAAUUUUGGAUAUACUGUAGAAGGAAAUUAAGAAAUAUCGCUUGAAUAAGUGUGAAUCGUGGAAACGAAAUAUGUUAUAUACUGUAAGUUUAUUUUUCUUUUCGUUCCGAAUAUGUUUAACAGGUGCAAUAAAUAUUACUAAUACCAAAUAUCGUCCGUGUAUAACACCCCCCCCCUCC